Molecule: messenger RNA, 1751 nt
Organism: Stomoxys calcitrans (stable fly)
Lineage: Eukaryota; Metazoa; Arthropoda; Insecta; Diptera; Muscidae
Product: ubiquitin-conjugating enzyme E2 R2
Exons: 4
Coding region: 378-1178 (266 amino acids)
Biological process (GO): protein polyubiquitination; ubiquitin-dependent protein catabolic process
Molecular function (GO): ubiquitin conjugating enzyme activity
Source: RefSeq, a predicted model, not a curated record
CAUCUACUAAUUUGACCGAAUACGGCACAAAUGACAAAAAUUAAAUUGCAUUUUUACAAUAAAGAAAAAAAAGCGAAAACAUUAAAGAACGUUGUCCAAACUAGUAAAAAUUAUAAAAAAUUCCAAAAUCUACAACUAAAAUUAUAAAUUCAACGUCCAUCGAAGAGUUUCUGUGCUUUAAAUUUUCUUCUAACAAAGGAACAAGAUAAAUUGGUCACGAUUUGACAACUGCAUUUUAUCCUGAGAUUUGGUAUUAUUUGCUUACACUCUCGAGACUGAGUUGCAGCCCAGUUUCUCAAGGUGCUAUUCUCUAAUAGCAGACAAAAAAGCAGCACGAGUUUUAGUAGUUGUCCUUACCUCAAAAGAAGUCAUCCUAAAUGUCACAUUCUUUGGCCUCCACAUCAAAUUCUCCCUUGGCCACACCCAGCAGUUCGGCUGUACGUGCUUUGGCUCUCGAAUACAAAUCCUUGCAAGAAGAACCAGUUGAGGGAUUCCGUGUUAAGCUUGUGAAUGAGGAUAAUCUAUUUGAAUGGGAGGUAGCCAUAUUUGGUCCUCCCGAUACCCUUUAUCAGGGUGGUUACUUUAAGGCACACAUGAAGUUUCCGCCCGACUAUCCCUAUUCACCUCCAUCUAUACGUUUUCUAACAAAAGUAUGGCACCCUAAUGUUUAUGAGAACGGAGACCUAUGCAUAUCCAUAUUACAUCCACCAGUUGAUGAUCCACAGAGUGGAGAGCUGCCGUGCGAACGCUGGAAUCCUACACAAAAUGUACGCACUAUACUGCUAUCGGUGAUUUCAUUGCUCAAUGAACCCAACACAUAUUCGCCAGCGAAUGUCGAUGCGUCGGUUAUGUAUCGUCGAUGGAGAGAUUCUCAGGGUAAAGAUAAUGAAUAUCCCAAUAUAAUACGCAAGCAAGCAUUGGCUGCUAAUGCCGAUGCCAUUAAAGAAGGUAUCGUUGUGCCCAUGACCUUGGAGGACUAUUGCAUUAAACCCAAGAGAAAAGAGCCCACAGAACCAACGCUUGACUCGAAUUUCUUCGAUGAUGUAUUCGAUCUGGAAACCGAAGAUGAUUUGCCAACCGAUGAUGAUGAUGAUGAUGACGAUGACGAGGACGACGACAUAGAUGAUGAUGACGAUGCAGACAAUGCAGACGAUAGCGGCAAGGGCGAAACAACAUAAAGAGAAAUUUUCUGCAAUCAAAUAAACUAACUUGUUCGUGAUCAUGAAGAAACCCUAUGCGGAUCAAAAUUUUGUUUCUGGUGAAGAUGAAGCAGCAUACGACGUGCAAAUUCAGUUAUUGUGUGUGUGUUUUUUUUUUUAAUUUUAAUUUUCCAAUAUAGAGUGGUAAAAUAAUUUUUAUUUAAUUUUGUUUUCUAUUUUAUUUUGGACAAUUUGCAAAUUUCAACAACCACAACAGAGCAAUAUUUUUAUGAUAAAAAUGUGUGUGAAAUGUAAACUGUUAUAUGUAUGUAUCUUUAAACGGCAAGGAAAAGUAAGGAAAAUAGCUGAAACCCUAGCAAAGAAACAAACAAAGAUCUUAAAGCCAAAUAGUAAAAAAGAAAAAAGUUAUAUUGUUGAAAACAUAUAUAAAGAAAAAUUGCCAUAUUUCCAAAAAAAAAGCAGCCCACCCCCUUACCUGCCCUCUGAUAAAACCUCUUGCUUUACAUUUGUUUAUGAUCUUUUUUCACCAUUAAAUAAAUAUGGAAAAAGAAGAGAAUGCAAUUAAGUUAAAAACUCUUGUAUAACAAUUAA